AUGUCUCAACAACCUAUUAGAAACAAAGUCAACCAAUUGGCUUCUGCCCCAACUCCUCAAAACACUCCAGCUUCUGUAACUGGCUCUUAUUUAAAAUCAAAUCCAAUUGUUCCUUCAACUAUUGAUGAAGAAUCAGAAAUUAAAAAAAAUUUAAGUAAUAAUCCAGCCUUCUUAUCAAUGAUCCAAGGGAAAUUAGGUACUUUAGUUGGUAAAGAUUCUGGUUAUAUUGAUUCAUUAUCAAAAGAUGUUAAAAAUCGUAUUUAUUCAUUAAAAUCUGUUCAAUCUGAUCAAAUGAAAUUAGAAGAAGAAUUUCAAAAAGAAUUAUUAGAAUUAGAAAAAAAAUUUUAUAAGAAAUAUGAACCUUUAUAUCAAAAAAGAUCUGAUAUCAUCAAUGGUGAAUUAGAACCAAGUUUAAAAGAAAUUGAAGCUGGUAAAAAAAUUGAAUCUGAAUUAGAAGGUGAUGAAGAUAUUGAAGAAGAAGAUAAUGAAGAAGAUGAAGAACAAGAAGAUGAUGUUGAUCAAGAAGAUAUUAAAGGUAUCCCACAUUUCUGGUUAACCGCUUUGGAAAAUUUACAUCCUGUUUCUGAUACUAUAACUGAACGUGAUUCUGAAGUUUUAUCAUUUUUAAAAAAUAUUAAAUUAGAAUAUUUAGAUCAACCUGGUUUUAAAUUAAUUUUUGAAUUUAAUGAAAAUGAAUUUUUCCAUAACAAAAAUUUAACCAAAACAUAUUAUUAUCAAGAAGAAUUAGGUUAUUCAGGUGAUUUUAUUUAUGAUCAUGCUGAAGGUGAUGAAAUUAAAUGGAAAUCUCAAGAAUCAAAUGUUACAAUUUCUAUAGAAAGAAGAAAACAAAGAAAUAAACAUACUAAACAAACAAGAACUAUUGAAAAAUUAACUCCAACUGAAUCUUUUUUCAAUUUCUUUGAUCCUCCAAAAACUCCUGAUGAUGAACAAAAUGAACAAAAUGAUGAAGAUGAUGAAGAAGAUGAAGAACAAGAUCAAGAUGAUUUAGAAGAAAGAUUAGCAUUAGAUUAUCAAUUGGGUGAAGAAAUUAAAGAUAAAUUGAUUCCAAGAGCUGUUGAUUGGUUUACAGGUUCUGCUAUUGAUUAUGGAUUAGAAGAUGAAGAAUUUGAUGAUGAAGAAGAUUUUGAUGAAGAAGAUGAAGAAGAUGAUAGUGAAGGUGAUGAUGAUGAUGAUGAAGAUAGUGAAGAAGAAGGUGCUGAUGGUCAAGCUUCUAAAGGUAAACAACAACCACCAGAAUGUAAACAAUCAUGA
Hansenula ciferrii is the source of this 1272-nucleotide messenger RNA. It is a transcript of the gene NAP1, whose product is annotated as histone chaperone NAP1. The record is from RefSeq and is a predicted model, not a curated record. NCBI's taxonomy places the organism in Eukaryota, Fungi, Ascomycota, Saccharomycetes, Phaffomycetales, Wickerhamomycetaceae. Gene Ontology annotation, biological process: nucleosome assembly. The coding region runs from base 1 to 1272 and encodes 423 amino acids. Gene Ontology annotation, cellular component: nucleus; chromatin. Gene Ontology annotation, molecular function: histone binding; chromatin binding. The transcript has a single exon.